GUCAUGGUGGUUUCUAAUGGAGUCCUCUCGGGAACUGCGGGCCAGGUAAAUGUGGCAGAAACGGCCAGCUUUGGCAGCAUUUUUGCAGAUGAAGUAAAGCACCUGGCUGGCCGGAACUGUCCACCCUCUGUCAUGUUCCUCCCAGGCUGCUAACACUCACCACCUCCCCGAUGCUGUACAGCGACAUGCACCCCUGGUCUGGAGUGAAGCAGCACUGCUGAGACGUAACCAGUGGGUUCUGAGUGUCCGCUGCGGUCGCCAUGGACGACUUCGGCACCAGGACGUACGGCACCAGUGGUCUGGACAACAGACCUCUCUUCGGGGAGACCUCGGCUCGGGACCGAAUCAUCAACAUGGCGGUGGGAGGAUUCACUUCUGUGGUCGUUCUCCUGACUGUGAUUGGCUCGUUCGUGUUCCCCUCGUUGCCUCCACGGCCGUUGAACAUCUUCUUUGGUGCGUGCAUCCUGUUAGCAUGUGGAUCAACAUUAGUGCUGAUCUACUGGUACCGGCAGGGUGACCUGGAGCCUAAAUUCAGGAAGCUGAUCUACUACAUGCUGGCGUCCAUCGUGCUGCUGUGUCUGUGUGCCAACCUCUACUUCUUCGAUGUCAGGUAAAGUCCGCAGAGGAAGAAGAGGAGCAGGACGCGGGAACAAUGGAUGGACUCAUUGGACAGCAGCGGAAGAGUUGCAGGACCAGAAAAAUUGUAACGAAAGAAAGUUGACACACUAACUUGAAGCUGCAGAGGAUGCUGGGACUAAAAAUCAGCUGCACGUUCAAGGUUCAUGUGGGGGGAACUCUGACAACUCUGACAACUGACUGGUGCAAAUAUAUGCAAACACUGUGGACACGCCAGGUCACAGCAGGAAUCAUGAGGGGCCAUAAAGCUGCCUGGAGACCAAGUUUGAGACAAACGGGUGCGUUUACAUGUAAACAAUCAUCGACAAUCACCAUUCCAGCCACUUCCUGAAGCACUUGGAAGGAAACGUGAGGAGGUGAUGAAGCAGGUGUUGAAGGAAAAAUCUGCCUUUGAUCUGAUUAUGGUUUGCAUUUACUAUAAUUAAAUAUAUGUACAUGUUCAAACAACUGCAGUUACGAGGAAAGCUGAGGGAAGGGUUUUAUUUUCAUCUUAUCCCCUCAGAAGUCAAGUAAAGUGUGAAUCAGGUGGGAUUAACGUCAGAAUCAGGUGGGGGAUCAAAUGUCAACUGUGUUCUCUGAAUAUAUGGACAGUGGCCUCGCAGAGCUACAGCUGACAUCAGGGUAUUUAAAUGAGUCACAUCAUGUUUAGUAAUAAACAUAACAAAUCACAGAAAUGCAUUCUGCAGAAAGAAGGAUGCAUUUAGUUCUUAGUAAUGCAGAGAUAACAGGCUGUAUUUUUCCUUCACACUGGCUGCAGGUGUAGACUGUUCAAUUCAAUCCAUCCAAUAGAUGAUGCACAUGAAUGAUAUCAGGAUUCCGUUGCAGAGAAAUGCAACAGUUUGUUUUUCUUCCCUUUGCUGCUGCUUCAGUUUUAAUUAAUUACAAACUGCAUCCCUCAGAGUCUUUUCUAUUUUUUUUUUUUUUUAAUUAGUUUUUAAUGCCGGAUUAUACUGACUGCCAAUUCUUGCACUAAGCACAGUUGACUUUAUACUCGUGUCAAAGCCAUACACGCACUUGACUGUUCAGGCCAGCUGUGGCACCAAUGAAAACGAUGGAGCGCUUUAGAAAUGUAUCUGCCAUUGAAAUGUUGCACUAUUAAUCCCUCUGAGCUGCGCUUGUAGCUUUAAGUUUGAUUUGAAGGUAUUUAAAGAAUUAAGAGUGUCUGGUUGUGUUAGUACACAGUGGCACUGCUUUAGUGGGAAAGAAUGAAGAAGAAAAAGUUGGGAUCACUGCAGACCCACUAUUUGAUCACACAGCAUUAUUUUUAUGCAUGUUUGUGAUUUGGAUUUAUAAAUGAUGGUUAUAUCCUCAGAUUAAAUUAACAAAAAGUAAAUGAUCCCAGCCAAGCAGUUGGAAAAUGGACAGAUCUGAGUAUAAAAGUUUUAACUUGUAAAUCAAGUUUGUCAUCUUCACGAUUCUGCCUCAGAAAUUCAAGUUUGUUCAUGUGGAGAAGAUUUGUAUUUCAUAAAUAAUGAAGUGACACAAAUAAACCAGACUAUGAACUAGAAACCUGUAAAAUGAACUUCACGUUCCCAGUGUGCACCUAAUAGAUGAAUAGACUUAAACCCUGCCAUGUGUCAAAAUGUUGUUGGGAAGGAUCCUGACGUGAUCUGAUCUAAUCUGACAUGUUUAGUGAGGGAUAAUAUUUAAAAUACAAAGCACAGUUUGUAUGUUUGAGUGAGUGGGUGAAUGAGAACAGAAUGUAAAGGGUUUUUGUACCACCUGGACAAAGUGAAGAAGCUACUAUGAAAUGUAGAACAUAAAUAAACGUGUCCAGUGAGCGAGCUGAAGGUUCCAUUACUUAAACUUCCUCAGUGCCGCUUAAAGAGUACGUUGAUUUGAGAUUUGUGAAUUAAAUGCUGUGUAACCAAAUCCCGGAGUUCUCCAGUCAGGCUGGUGUCUGUAGAUCAGUCCUCAAACUCUGCUGCUGAUCCACGCUCAACAAAAGCCAAAACCCACGCUGCGUUCAAGAAACAGGAGGAAAUCCCGCUUUUCUCUGGAAAUAUUCUCCGCCAGGGAAUAAAUCGGCUUUUAAUCACAGCAGCGGUCUAAACACAGGAAAAUAAUGAAGUUUAUGCAGCUAAACUGGAGCUCUGACACAGAAGAUGGUAAGCAGAACUUAACAGGAUCUACCCGUUGACUUUGGUAUUUUUGUUAAGCAAAAAAAUAAUCACAAAUAAAGACAUUGGGUGAGUUGUAGCUUUGGACAUUGGAAAGAACUUCUGUUUGCUUUGUUGUCCUAUUGUUGUUUGACCUGCAAUAAAUAUGCAGCAUUUCUGACUUGAACUGUAAAGAAGGUGAAGAAACGUCCAGCAGAAGAGCCAACAUGUCCACGCUGCAGGAUUGUCGAGGCCAUGUCUCUUUUUCAUUUAAUGUUUUAUGGAAAUAAAUAUAAUUGUGCACCCUGA
Cololabis saira (Pacific saury) is the source of this 3044-nucleotide messenger RNA. It is a transcript of the gene tmem243b, whose product is annotated as transmembrane protein 243, mitochondrial b. The transcript is spliced from 5 exons. Lineage: Eukaryota; Metazoa; Chordata; Actinopteri; Beloniformes; Belonidae. The coding region runs from base 261 to 614 and encodes 117 amino acids. The record is from RefSeq and is a predicted model, not a curated record.